Owenia fusiformis is the source of this 2291-nucleotide messenger RNA. Lineage: Eukaryota; Metazoa; Annelida; Polychaeta; Sabellida; Oweniidae. The record is from the annotation of a GenBank genome assembly.
UACAAUAGUAAUUAAUUUAAUUUCAGUUUAAAUUAAUUGAAGCUCAAAUAUGGUCAUUGUGAAUGCUGCAUUUAUGACAAAUGGUGAUUUAUUGUGGACAGAGUAGAACUAAUGCUACAUACAUGGGAUACUUAUUGUUUAGGCGAUGAAUAGUUUUUGUUGUUUACUGGACAUGACAUAAAAUGGAUAUUAUUUAUGUGAUUUUUGGAUUAACCUGCCUGAUCCCAGGUGGGAAAACAACAGAUCUGACGCUACAUGAAGUUAGUGGUUGCUAUGGUGAAGCCAAAGAUGUCAUAUGCAAUGAAGGGGAGAUGAUACAUGUCAUCAGUGAUUUCCAUGGUAGCAGUGACUCUGGUUGUAGGUACAUGCCCACAGACAAGUGUAAAAUACCAAACUUUGGAUUUACCACAGAGGUGAAACUAAUGUGUAAUGGGAAGAGCCACUGUGUCCACACGGCGGAUGACAAAACCGCACGACAAUUUUGUUCCCCAGUGAAUGUUUAUACUAACUACCAGCAGAUAGAAUACAAAUGUGUACAAGAAUCAGUGGUCUUAGACAUCUGUUCAUCAAAUGAGGUAUUACUAGAAUCAGGUUAUAUCUCAUCCCCAAACUAUCCAAAUGGUUACCUAAGCAACAGUGAAUGCUAUUGCAGCAUACAUACUGAACGUUCUGACCUCGUUCACCUUGAAGUUCUUGACCUUGACCUUAGCAGUGGGAUUCCUUGCUCUGAUUGGCUCGAAAUAGACACUCUAACGGGACAUCCCUACAGAUUAUGUGGAUCAUCUUUUAACGAGUUUACAGCAACUAACUUGACAUUGAGCUUCAAUAGUCAAGAAAAGACACCACAUAAAGGUUUCUGGUUGUAUUUUAGGACAAUCCGUAACUCAAAGGCUCUUAUAAAAUGCAAGCAGAUACCCAAAACAACAAAAGCAACAACAACAUCAUCAACAACUACAACAACCAUUGCAACAACUACAGCAAAAGCAACUACCCUUGGUAGAACCAAACAACCUAAAAUUGAUAAAUCUGUCCAAACCAUACCCUAUAAUGGAGCAGGGAUCCCGUCAAAGUAUAUGGUACAUGGGUGUUUUGGAGCAUUACUCCAUUUUGAAUGUGGGCCUAAUGAAAUGAUUCAUAUUGUCCGUGAUGUUUAUGGGGUCUCUAUGGAUGACAGCCGAUGCACAUUUGAUGAGUCUGAUUGUUCAAUAGAGGCUAAAAAUCAACACAGUUUAGUAACAAAAGUCUGUACUGGGAAACAACAAUGUCCAAACUUUAUCGUGAAUCGAAUGUUUUGUGGGACAGUCACAACAAAUUAUCAACAUGUGGAAUAUGAAUGUGUACCAAGAGCUUGGACGCCUAACAUCUGUAGCGAAUUUCUCUAUAAAUCCACCACAUCUUACAUCCGAAGCCCCGGGUACCCAAACCCAUACUCCCACAAUGCAAACUGUUCUUGCAUAAUCACCAGUGACAAUGCACAGGAAAUCAAACUCUCCUUGACAACAUUCAGUCUCUAUGACAACGAUGAGAAGUGUCUUGAUUGGCUGGAGAUGAGCUAUGGAGGAGAGGGACAUAAAUUAUGUGGGACAAAGUUUGGACAUGCAGUUUCAGAUAGCUACAUGUUGAACUACCACACGGAUGAGCAAAAUUCAGGACCUGGCUUUAUGUUGCUCAUAACAGGAGGAGAUGGUUAUAAUGUGACAGUGACUUGUAAUGUAAAACAAAGAGCCCCAACCACCACCACCAGCACAACCAGUACAACAACCACCACCACCACCCCAACCAGUACAACAAUGACACCUACAACCACCACUACAAUACAAACCACACCCACCACCAAAGCAGAACCAACCACCACAAAGCCCAAGCAAGACAUAAAUAUAGAUGAAGGAUCACUUACAGUUGAUGAGGAUGAUAACAACAAAGAUGAACAUGACAUUGUAUUUACAGAUAUUAAAAACUUUGCACAUAACAUCAAUCUCAACAUUGGCCAUGAUGAAACCACGGAGAACCCUGAUUGGAUGAAGCAUACAAGUAGCGUGUUCGAACCGCCCAGACGAACAACCAAUAGGAUUCUAGGUACACGAAGUAGGCCAAGAGAAACCACCAAAAACAUGAGACAUAUUGAGGCAGAGCUCAAAGUGUCGCCAACAUAUGCCAGUAAGAGGCCGAUGAACAGAGACAAUACACGCAGAACUUCUACUGCUGAUAAGUUAACUAGUUCAGGAAUUGACUUGAGAAAUUUUGGAUUAGUUAAAUUGCUAGCUUUAUGCAUAAUAUUCCUCAUUUAUUAA